AUGUCGACCUCGAUGGAGGAGCGUCUUGCGCCAAAGCAUCAUGAGGAAAAGAGAAAGGAGAGGUCCGAUGAUGGGUCCCCGGAAUCCGACGAGGGCACUUACGUCCAAGAUGGCUCGAGUAAUGGACACCACCUCAGGGUUGAUACCUCUUACCAUGAUCCUGACAGAGAUGCCCUGUACUCACCCAGCACGGCCAGAGAAGAGAUCACUCGCCUUGACGACGACCUAGCAGUUUUAGAGGCGGAGCGCAUGGCUUCGCGUUCCACCCACACCCACGACGGAGAGUCAGAGAGGAAAGCGAAUGAUGAUGGAACAUCCAUGUCGCGCUCGCGUUCGCGCCGGUCUGAACGGGUCGACGAAUUUGAUGAAGCCACAAACCCGUUGCACGAAAAAGCUGCUGUGUAUAAUCCACCAGAGAACCCUAAUACGAAUAUCGCGAGAUUCAUCAAGAAGCUCCAUGAGUCUAGCUUCAUUGUCCGGUACUUCACCUACAUCGUGCCGCUCGUGCUCGUUCUGUUGAUCCCAUUGCUGGUCGGUGCGCUGGCGUAUCCGAAUGCCAGCGUGGGUGGUGUCCAAUUACUUUGGUUUUCGGUCUGGUUGGAGAUUGUCUGGCUUACUCUGUGGGCUGGAAGAAUUCUCUCCAAAUUCAUUCCCCAUCCUGUGGGUGCCAUUGCCAGUAUCUUCACCAACAAUGCGAAGAAGUGGCGUGACCUAGCCAGGCAAUUGGAGUUGCAUGCCACCUUGUUCUUCUGGUGGCUGGGUGUGGAGGUUUCUUUCCUGCCUACCAUGAGGAAUCACCACGUCGCUGGCACCAAGGGCACGCCUUCGUGGGAAACCACAGUCAACAAAAUCAUCAUUUCCAUCUUUGUCUGGACUAUUCUGAACCUGAUCGAGAAGUUCAUCAUUCAACUCAUCGCCAUCAGUUUCCACACGCGUACCUAUGCGGAUCGGAUUGAGAUCAACAAGUUCCAGAUUGGCAGCUUGACCAAACUAUACGAUUUCUCCCGGAGGAAGAUCACUGCCCAGGACCAUGAAUUUGAAGAAAACAAGCAGCCUGAAGCUAGCGGCGUCAAGACCCCUCUGCAAUAUGCCGGAAAGGCCGGGCGGCUGGCCAAGGGGGCUUUGAACAAGGUUGGUGAUGUCGCCGGUGCAGUGGCCGCAGACUUCACUGGCCGCACGGCCACCAACAGCAAUCACCCCUAUCAGGUCGUGUUGACAUUGUUGCGCACCACCAGCGGCUGCCAGGUCUUGGCCCGGCGUCUUUACCGGACUCUGGUACGGGAUGGAUACGAGACGGUUCUCUCUGGGGACCUGACAGACGCGUUUGAUAAUAACGAAGAAGCUGAUGCCGCUUUCACCAUGUUUGACAAGGAUAUGAAUGGCGAUAUUUCAAUGGAAGAGCUGGAAUCUGUGUGUGUGGAAAUCGGGCGUGAGCGGAAAGCUAUCACCGCGUCCCUGAAGGACCUCGACUCUGUCGUCGGGCGACUCGACAACAUCCUCGAAUUCUUCGUGAUAAUCAUCGCCCUCAUCGUCUUCCUCACUCUGAUCUCAACAUCGGCUGCCGGCGUGCUCACGUCCGCCGGUUCCAGUAUUCUUGCCCUGUCUUGGCUCUUCUCUGCUACAGCACAGGAGUUCCUCCAGUCCAUCAUCUUCGUCUUCGUCAAGCACCCAUUCGACGUCGGUGACCGUGUGACGAUUUACGGUAACGCCGGAGAUUCGGGCCUGGGCGACGACUAUUUCGUCAAGCAGAUCUCCCUCUUGUACACCGAGUUCAAGAAGAUGCAGGGUCACAUCGUGCAAGCCCCCAACAGCUAUCUCAACGGUCUUUUCAUUCUCAACCAGCGCAGAUCCGGCGCCCUUGCCGAAGCCGUACCCAUCGUGAUCAAAUACGGCACCACUCUCGAGCAGAUCGACGGGCUCCGUCAGCGGCUGUUGGAAUUCGUUCGCAGCGAGCGUCGCGAAUUCCAGACCAACAUCCUCACCGAGAUGCGUGAGGUGACCGAUAACUUCUCGGUAACCCUCAACAUCGUCUUCUUCUACAAAUCCAACUGGCAAAACGAGGGCCUGCGCCUACAGCGCCGCAACAAGUUCAUCUGCAUGCUCAUGAUCGCCCUGCAGGAGAUCGGCAUCGAGGGCUCUCGCAUGAACCUCCAGGGCGCUCGUGUCGACAUCCCCUUCCACAUCGCCGGAUUCCCCCCACAGAACGGGGCCGCUCCCCCCGGCAGCAGCGACGGCCGGUCUCCCCCGCCCGCCUUGCACGAGCACGACUCCUUCAACGAAAAGACCGGCGUCACCACCGCCACCCGCCACCCUUCGAUCCUCCGUCGAGGCAUCGACACCGCCGCCGCCCGCGCCCGUGGCGACUCCAUGCUCACGCGCAAGCACGUGGACUUCUCCCUGGGCAUGCAGAACGUCUCGUCCGCCGAUAUCAUGGGCGAUGUGUUUGAAGACCGCCGCACUCAUAUCGACGAUGUCGUUCGCAACGCCAACCGCGAAACGGCCGAGCGUCGCAUCCAGGAAGAGGAGGAGGAGGAGGCCGAGCGCCAGAGCCGUGCUUCCGUCUCCCACCGCAGAAGCCACUCCAACCAGAGCGUCCCGUCCGCUGCGCGCUCGGGUCGCCCGUCCGUCGACUCUCACGGCGGUCAGAGCCUGUCCUCCGUCGCUCGGGGUCGCUUUCUCCGUCACCGCAGCAGUAUCAGCAGCCGGGCGCCAGCUGAUCUCGAGCAGGGACAGUCGGCGAAUAGCCGCUCGACCUCCCAAGCUCGCAGCAUGUCCUCCAUCCAGAAUGAGAAGGGCUUGCAUGCACACGCACAUGAACAAUAA
Molecule: messenger RNA, 2823 nt
Organism: Aspergillus heteromorphus CBS 117.55
Lineage: Eukaryota; Fungi; Ascomycota; Eurotiomycetes; Eurotiales; Aspergillaceae
Product: Mechanosensitive ion channel family
Exons: 2
Coding region: 1-2823 (940 amino acids)
Biological process (GO): calcium ion transmembrane transport; intracellular calcium ion homeostasis
Cellular component (GO): membrane
Molecular function (GO): calcium channel activity; calcium ion binding
Source: RefSeq, a predicted model, not a curated record